Messenger RNA from Xiphias gladius (swordfish), 1714 nucleotides. It is a transcript of the gene igsf5a, whose product is annotated as immunoglobulin superfamily, member 5a. The record is from RefSeq and is a predicted model, not a curated record. NCBI's taxonomy places the organism in Eukaryota, Metazoa, Chordata, Actinopteri, Istiophoriformes, Xiphiidae. The transcript has 9 exons. The coding region runs from base 106 to 1194 and encodes 362 amino acids. Gene Ontology annotation, biological process: cell-cell adhesion.
CAGCCACAGGUGGAGUCGUGCAGCUCACCUGCCGUUUCAGGAAAUGAAACUUUGAUCCAUUUCUCACGGCAUACCGGGAGCUAUCACGCAGAUAACAACACUAGCAUGGCUGUUUCCCGGAAAUCAUGGCCUAACCUCUUCUGCACCUGCUUAUUACUGUGUGCAACUGAAGCGGCGUCGCAGCAGUUCCAGCUGGAGCCGCCGAGCUCGACAGUGCUACGAGGCUCGGAUGCGCGAUUCAGCGCCACCGUGGAGGGGAAAUGGGAGGUCAUGACCUGGACCCUCCGACGGUUUCUGGUUCUGACUGUCAGUGUAACUGGCAACGUAACCACAUCCUCAGAACAGUUUUCCGCCGCAUUCUGCUCCGGUGGUGACACCGGCUGCGUGGAGUUCACCAUCCGUAACACCACCCGCGGGGACUCCGGGCCGGUCAUCUGCACUGUGCAGGGGGAGUAUGGAUCAAAGACCGCACAGCUUUAUGUUCAAGAGAGUGGAACAGUCAACAUCAUGGGAGGGGACGUGACCGUGGUACAGGACCAGCAGGUGGAGUUGCAGUGUGUAACAACUGCUUGGUUCCCUAUACCUACUGUAACCUGGACCCAAAAUGGUAAAGCUGUAGACAGCAGCCUGUACAACACCACCGACAUGGCAAAUGGGGAUUCCUUUAACACCACCAGUGUCCUCAAGUUGCAGGCAGUCAGCAACACCACAGUGGCAUGUUGGGCAACUGUGCCAGCACUAACAAACCCAACAUCCAGCUCUGUCUUCUUGGUGGUUGUUCCCAAGCCUCCUAACUGGACUGUGCUGAUAGCUGUGGUCGUAGGUUUUGGAGGUUUUGCUCUGCUUGUUUUACUCAUCAUUGGAAUUGUCUUCUGCUACAAACGCAGGAAAGAAAAACAACGCAACUACCAAGAUGAAAUGAGCAGGAGAGUGAAGACACAGAGCCAAAUAAGUGGUGUCAGUGUGGCUGGACAGAGACAGGGCCAAGUGAACGCAGGAUAUGCGCUUGAGGGUCAAACAAGUGUCACUCCCAGUGAACUCACUGAGAGUGGCUUUGGCCAGGCACAUGACUCCAAUAUUUUCAAGAUGCCUGAUGCUGUCAACAGUAACCUGGAAGGAAAUGGCUACAAUAGUGCCUACAACACUUUGGAUGAAUCAGGCUUCAGGAAACACAGACAUGUUACCAUUGUGUAAGGACAGACAGAGGACCACAAACAACAAACUUGCACAGCACCCUGAAGCCUAACUCCCUUGGGCUCUAAAGAUUGGAGAAAGGUGGAAAGAACGACUGAAUCUGUCAAGACCAAAGACCGAUUCACUGGAGUAAUACGUCGAGGCUGUUGGCAGAGGAGACCACCAACAUUUAUGUUAUUCUCUGCUUGUAUAAAAUUGUAUCAGCAGAAAGUAUAUUGAAAACAUGUUUAUAAUGUAAAACAACUGCACAUUGUUUCUGAAUAGAUGUUUUUGCACACCUCUGAAAGUGCUUCUGUUAAGACAUAUUAGCAGUAGCAGCACUAUGACAGGCCAAAUGAGCACACUGAACAAAUUAAUGACAAACAACUGGAGCAGCAUUUGAGGUGGCACCAGCUCAAACUCCUUUGUUUGGUCUCAUAUGGUGGACUAACAGGACAGAGGCUAUAUUUUUUGAACUCUUGUUUAUCUAGCUUAUACUAACCCAUAUAUUUUUAUUGAGGAGUUCUGUAUUCCAAAUUAA